This is a messenger RNA of Prinia subflava (tawny-flanked prinia), 2830 nucleotides long. RefSeq names its product cytosolic arginine sensor for mTORC1 subunit 1 (gene CASTOR1). NCBI's taxonomy places the organism in Eukaryota, Metazoa, Chordata, Aves, Passeriformes, Cisticolidae. The record is from RefSeq and is a predicted model, not a curated record. The transcript is spliced from 2 exons. Gene Ontology annotation, biological process: negative regulation of TORC1 signaling. The coding region runs from base 103 to 1533 and encodes 476 amino acids. Gene Ontology annotation, molecular function: arginine binding.
GCCGGGGUUGUCCCGGGUGGUGCGGGGCGGUGCCGGGGUUGUCCCGGGUGGUGCGGGGCGGUGCCGGGGACAGGCAGGCGGUCACUGGGCGGCCCCAGCGAGAUGCGGGGCGUUCCCAGAUCGCUCCCUGGGCAUGAGCGCGGUCACAGGACGUUGGCGAAGCGAUGCGGGGCAGUUCCGGAGCGGUUCCGCGCCGAUGCGAGGCGGUCCCGGAGCGAUGCGGGGCGGUCCCAGGGCGGUUCCGGGCCGAUGCGAGGCGGUCCCGGGACAGUGCGGGGCGGUCCCGGGCCAGUCCCGGGGCGAUGCGGGGCGGUUCCGGGGCGGUCCCGUGUCCGCCCUUAUAGCGGCGGCGGCGGCGAUUCCCGGGGCGGCGCGGCCGCCAUGGACCUGCACAUCCUGGAGCACCGGGUACGGGUGCUGAGCCUGGCCCGCCGCGGGCUCUGGCUCUACACCCACCCGCUGCUCAAGCUGCUCUUCCUACCCCAGCGCUGCCGAUGCAAGUUCUUCAGCCUGACGGAGACCCCCGAGGACUACACGGUCAUGCUGGACGAGGAGGGCUUCAAAGGUACCGAGCGGCGGCCUCCUGGCAGGGCGGGUGGCACCGCGGGCACGAGCAGCGCGCGUCCGCAGUCCGGCUCCACGCCUGGGCCGCGGGGAGCGAGUCCCGGCUUGUGCUUGGCUCCCUCGGAACAUGCCCGUCCCGUCCCCGCGGCGCCUGCGCCGGGGAUGCACCGGCUUGCCCGGCCGAGGCUCUCCCGGCGUGGCUGCCCUCGCCCCGACGGCUCCUCCCGGCCGCAGCUGCCCCCCGGCUCGUGGUGCGCGGAGCCGGUGCCAGCCCGAAGCGCGGGUGCCCCCGACAGGGCUCAGGGACCUCCCGGGAUGCCCGCGGGCAGCGCUCCAGGCUCGGGCAGCCCUCCUGUCAUCAUCGCCGUGUCCAAUUUCAUCCCGCCCCUCCGCCCGCUGAGGGCCAACUGGAGCCUUUGGCAGAGGGGCGCAAAGCACAGGCCCAGCCAGGCUGGCAGGGGUGAGCCCUGUCCGGCAGCAGGGUCCGGCUUUUGGGGUGUCCUGGGGAGGUUUGAUCCCUCCCAAGCCAGUCCCUCUCCCAGGGAUGUGCCAUUUGCUGCUGUCCCCACCGCUGGUGACCCGGCGCGUGCCGUGCAUCACCCUCGCCGCCGGUCCUGCCGGGGGUACCGGCCCAACGGGCUGAGCCGGAGGGUCCGGAUCCCGGCCCGCCUUCCCACGCCCAAACCUUCCUGCCGAGGCCGCAGGAGCCGGCGCAGCGGGUCCUUGGCCGUGACCCAAGGACCAAGGGUCAGCGCUCCGGCCAGGGGCGCUCACGCCAGGUCGCGGGCUCACCUCCUUUUGCUGUGGAACGGGACCGCGUCCCGGGCUCUCCCCGCUCCAGAGCCAGAGCUGUUCCCCAUGUAUUGUUUUAUUUCGGGGCCUGCGGACAAAUACUCCUCAAUCCCGAGGGGAGGGCGGGAAGUGCUGAACAAUGGUCCUGCGAGCCUGUGGCCCCGCGGUGCCCUGUGAACCCCCCUUGGCUGGGGGGCCGCCAGUGUCCCCCCGCUGCUGGACUGGAAGGGGACCCCCAGCAGAGGAGAGCUGCACCCUCCCUUCCCUUGGGGAUCAGGAUUAAGCCCUGGGGUGGGUGACAUGGGGACAGCGGAGUCCCCUUGCAUUUAGCCUUGCCCAGGGUGGUGUUGAAAAGCAAUUAAACAUUGAGCUCUGGGACAGGUCCCCAUGUCCCGGAGUCCCUGUCCCGCCCCCCUAUUCCCAGCCCUGGGCCCUGGGCCGGAGCCGAGGCUGUUCUGGCGCUUCCUGCACAGGAACAGGCGCUGGGAACACCCGCCGAGGCUCUGGAUCCGGCCCCGCUCCCGCCCUGCCCCAGCCGAGUUUGGGAGUGGGGUGCACAGCCUGUCCCCUGAUGGGGUCAUCCCCGGUGGGGGCUGGACCCUCCCCCUGUGCGACCCUCCCUCCACCGCUGGUGUGAUGAGUUUGGGGUCUCAGCUGGCCUUGGGCACUGGGUGCCCACCGAUGGGCUGGGGGCUUGUGUCAUCUCCCAUGGGAGCUGCUGUCACCUUUCUUGGGUGGGAGGAGUGGAUUGGAGACCCCUUGGGUGCCCUGGCUCGUCCCUUGCUGGGAAGGGGAGCCCAGAGCGGAGGGGGCAGCCUGGCUGAGUCCUGGGGUGUCCCAGCAGUGCCAGCCCCUCUCCUGCAGGAGGGUGGGAGCAAGGGGCAUGGGAGGCAGGAACAGCUGGCAUAUGCCCACUCUGGCAACAUCAGCAGGUUUUUGGGAAGCAGCUGUGGCCCUCUGCCAGCCUGGGCUCUUUCCAGCAGGCUGGCACCGGGUGCUGGGACCCCCAGGACAGUGGGAUGACCCUCCCCUUGUCCCUUCCAGAGCCCCAUGUGCAUCCCUGAGCAUCCCCGGCUGGGCUGGGGGCUCCAGGAGGGCAGAGGAUGAGCUGGGCAGCCCCAGGGUCCUGGUGGUGCUGUUUUGGGGUGCAAUAUGCCAACACCCCAUGCACCCAGUCUGGGGUGCUGGCACAGGGAGUAGAGAGACACAUCUUGGGAUUUGGGGGUGCUGUAGCCUUGCCCCCCCUCAUCCCUAUGGCAAACCCCAGUGUGGAGCAGCUGAACCCUGUCUGGCCCAUUGCACCUGUGGAUGGGGCUCAUCUGCACCCCCAGCCAGUGUCCCCACCUAGGGAUGACCUCUCUCGAGUCCGCUCCUCACCCAGGGGACAGUGACACGCACUGCCUGAGCUUGCUCUGGCUCUGUGUCCGGCUGUGCCGAGCCCUCUGGAGCCACCUGCCUCAGUGUCCCUUGUCCC